AUGAUAAUGGAUACUCCUAUAGUAAAACUCUCCGACGAGGAUCUUGAAACUGUUUACGAACCGGCAGAGGAUUCUUUCCUCUUAAUAGACGCUUUGGAGAGCGAUUUGGAGUGUUUGAAAGUUAUCAAACCAGUUGUCUGUUUAGAAAUUGGUAGCGGAUCUGGUAUAGUCAUAACUGCAUUGGCAAUGGCAUUGAAUAAGUAUAGUCAAAGUUAUUACUUGGCAAUUGAUAUUAAUCCCAAUGCGUGUAAAAGUACAAAGAGAACCGGUAACAUUAAUUUGAUUGAUAUAAAUGUUAUACAAAUGGAUUUAUUAAAUAAUAUACGUAACGAGCAAACGUUCGAUAUUAUUGUAUUCAAUCCGCCGUAUGUGUUAACGGAGAGCAAAGAAGUUACAGAGAAAAGAUUAGUUUUUAAAACAUGGGCCGGUGGAAAUCAUGGGAGAGAAGUUAUGGAACGAGUAUUUCCGCACAUUCCUAAAUUAUUAUCGAAUAUUGGAAUGUUUUAUCUCGUUGUUAUUAAAGAAAAUGAUCCGAAUUAUAUCCUAGAAAUGUUAAAACGUUUCGAUAUGGUAGGAACUGUUGUAAAAGAAAGGAAAGUUAGAGGAGAACAUUUGUAUGUGAUGCGUUUUACCAAAAAUACAUCUACUCGUUGAAUUGACAUUAAUCGAUAUAAUAUAUAAAUGAGAUAUAAAAUCGGA
Messenger RNA from Vespa crabro (European hornet), 699 nucleotides. RefSeq names its product methyltransferase N6AMT1 (gene HemK2). The record is from RefSeq and is a predicted model, not a curated record. Gene Ontology annotation, cellular component: eRF1 methyltransferase complex. The transcript has a single exon. Gene Ontology annotation, biological process: methylation. Bases 1 to 654 code for a protein of 217 amino acids. Gene Ontology annotation, molecular function: protein methyltransferase activity; S-adenosylmethionine-dependent methyltransferase activity; nucleic acid binding. NCBI's taxonomy places the organism in Eukaryota, Metazoa, Arthropoda, Insecta, Hymenoptera, Vespidae.